AUGCCAAACGAAAGAGAAAGAUCGGUGUCUCCUACCGCCCCAAUCCCAAGAGAUGAAAACUCCCCUGAUUUGUCGAAAUUGAGUCCACAAGAGCUCCGGAUCUACAAAUUGUACGGGAAAUUGCCUUCGAAAAACGAUAUCUUGAGCAAGAAACUUAAGGACAGAAAAUACUUUGAUUCUGGUGACUAUGCCAUGAAUAAGGUCAGAUCUCAACAGCAGCAACAGCAACAGCAGCUGGAAGGACAGCAACAGCAUCAUCAAGGAGGCACCCAACAAUAUCAGAAUUCACCACCCUCUUCAUCAUCUUCAUCCAAUGCCGUGCCUGGCGCAUCAGUUCAUGGUGGCGGUAGACAGAGAAGUGGUAGUAUACAGCAUCAUCACCAUAUUGGAAGCUUGUCGUCUUCGCCAACCAAGGUUCCGGAUGACGAUUUCAUCACGAGCUCUGUCGACAGCAAUAAUUAUUUGCCAUUACCUAACGUGGAAAAGAUUAUGAACUUACAAAAGAAGAAGAGUAUCACUAGAAAUGGGUCAAUUAUAUCCACUACCAAUAAGGAAAUUACUGGAAUUAGUUUGAAGUCGAAUUUAGAAACUGAAGUUGAUUCAGAUGAUAUUAAUUGA
This is a messenger RNA of Saccharomycopsis crataegensis, 618 nucleotides long. Its product is annotated as endosulfine family protein. The record is from RefSeq and is a predicted model, not a curated record. Lineage: Eukaryota; Fungi; Ascomycota; Saccharomycetes; Ascoideales; Saccharomycopsidaceae. Bases 1 to 618 code for a protein of 205 amino acids. Gene Ontology annotation, cellular component: cytoplasm. The transcript has a single exon. Gene Ontology annotation, molecular function: protein phosphatase inhibitor activity.